Molecule: messenger RNA, 405 nt
Organism: Cryphonectria parasitica EP155
Lineage: Eukaryota; Fungi; Ascomycota; Sordariomycetes; Diaporthales; Cryphonectriaceae
Exons: 2
Source: RefSeq, a predicted model, not a curated record
AGCCUUGGGGAUAACGAUACGAAGGCAUGUGCGGUAUUCUUCCGUCACUUCAACGCAGUUUUUCCAGGUCCCUUUCCUGAGACUGCCAUAUCCACUGGAACGUGCCCUGAUGCAAUUCAGCAAUCCUGCAUUGAUGCACUCACCAAGCGAGCUGCGAGUCUCCAUGUAUCCAACGAGACGGACGCCUGUGGGGCGUUGCAGCAAAGCUUUGAGUCAAACCUAGACAACGAAUGCGCAGAAUAUGCUUUCGGAAACAAGUGGCAGAACGUAACCGCAACAUCUCUUUUGCCAGCCUUGACAAGCCCACAGCCCAUUUCCGAGGAACAGAAUUUAAGUUCAAACAGUUGGCCCAUUCAACCGAGAUCAGACAACCUUGCACUCGUUGACAAGUUUCUAACCACCGUA